AUGAGACUACUGGUAUUACUGCUGUUGUACGUCUGUAAAGUUCUAGCUGAUGUUUCUGUCACGGUUCCAAAACCAGGUUCUUCUUACGCUGCUUCUGGUGGUGAAGUCGAAAUUGAAAUCCAAUGGACUGACGACGAGACGACCCCACUGUUAGAUGAGAUCAUCGAGUACAAAUUCGUCUUAUGUACUGGUUCGGAUUCUAAUAUCGUACCUGUUGACACUUUGGGUCCAUUCAAGCCUUCCGAGGUGAGUGAUUACAAGUACCAAGCCAGUUUCCCAGCCACCACGGCCCCAGACGGGACAUAUUUCAUUCAGAUCUACGCCGCGUAUAAGGAAGGAUACACGAUUCAUUACAGUGGUCGUAUGAAAUUGUCAGGUAUGGACGGUACCUUGAGUGUCAGUGCAGAAUCUGUGACUGACACUGAUGGUCCUCCAAAGCAGAUAUCUCUUGAUGCGGCUUCAGUAGAUACAAGAUCUUUCACUAUUCCAUAUACCAAACAAACGGGUAUUUCCAGAUUUGCUCCAAUGCAACAACAACCGGGUUCUACUGUAACUUUGGAGACUUGGUCAAGAAGAUACGCGACAAGUGCGGUGUCUUACUUCCCUUCGCUGAUCAAUUCUUUGCAGCAAAAAACCACCAUCACCCCAGGUUGGUCAUACACAAGACCUUCAGAUUACAACUAUGCAACCCCUGCACCAUUCCCCACCGAGAAUGGUGGAUGGUACGAUCCUAAAGACAGACAGACUAUGAGUGUUAGGAAAUUGAAUGUGAAGAGAGCUAUUUGA
Kluyveromyces lactis is the source of this 786-nucleotide messenger RNA. RefSeq names its product Knh1p (gene KNH1). NCBI's taxonomy places the organism in Eukaryota, Fungi, Ascomycota, Saccharomycetes, Saccharomycetales, Saccharomycetaceae. The record is from RefSeq and is a predicted model, not a curated record. Gene Ontology annotation, biological process: cell wall biogenesis; (1->6)-beta-D-glucan biosynthetic process; fungal-type cell wall organization. The coding region runs from base 1 to 786 and encodes 261 amino acids. The transcript has a single exon. Gene Ontology annotation, cellular component: extracellular region.